UAAAGAUGAUCACAGCGUUGCCAGUGCCCUCGGUGAAGGUCUUUCACAAAACUUACUACCAGGAAAAAGGAUCCAGGAUAGGGAGCAGUCAGCCUGGAAGUCCUUUGGCCGAGAGUGAAGCAGUGCUGGCGCUAGUUGACAAAGAACCUCCGGAAUACUAUUUCUGUGGAAAGGUUAAUUCUUUGCACGUGGUGGUUGGAUCAUUGCUGUUGGGUGCAGUGGUGUUGGUGGUAGGCCUGGUGCAGCUCGCACCUGGGGCAGAAGCUGCACAAAACUCGACCGCCCUUAUCGUCGUUGGAUGCAGCCUGCUGGUGAUUGGUGUGUUCCUCGCGCCUCUCAGAGCUUUGUGCAUCAAGAAACAAAAGGCUGCACAGAAGGACGGGACGCAUCAAAGAAGUGUCACCAGCAUAGACAUGCUAUUAGCUCAACACAGAGACUUCACGGUGCUGACGCCGGACGAACUGGAGGACCUCGUCGGCCGGCCAACCUCCGCCCUGGAGAAUAAAAUCCGCAAGCAGGGCCACAAUACCUAGGUGUUGUCGGCCUCGAGGAAGGCCCAUUCAUCGUCACCACCGUGCUCGAACACACCAUCGUCAUCGACGUCGCCAGGAACUAGCUCAUCCAUUCUCUACACGCAUCGUUACGACUCUCGUGAACAUAGUCUGGUUUAAGCAACAAACGAAACGUAAAAAAAAGAAAAAAAGAAAAA
This is a messenger RNA of Heterotrigona itama, 709 nucleotides long. The record is from the annotation of a GenBank genome assembly. Lineage: Eukaryota; Metazoa; Arthropoda; Insecta; Hymenoptera; Apidae.